Oikopleura dioica is the source of this 1101-nucleotide messenger RNA. The record is from the annotation of a GenBank genome assembly. NCBI's taxonomy places the organism in Eukaryota, Metazoa, Chordata, Appendicularia, Copelata, Oikopleuridae.
AUGUCGUCACCGAUCAUUGUCAAUAAUGCACAGAACCAACAGAACCUUCCAAAAAAGACUGCUACGUUUAACCCUCAGUCCAGCGCUGGGGGGAACAAGCAAAAGCUCCCUGGACACCGAGCUACGUACUCGACCCGAGACGCUGCUAAAAACGGUAUCAAAGGAGCCUACGUCCCACCGCACAUGAGAAAUGCAUCAAAAAAUAACAACAACAACAAUAAUAAUAACAAAAAAGUUGAAAAGACGAAUCAGAAGGAUAACAACAACAGAAAACCAUUCAACAAGAAAUCCAACUCCAACUCGAACUAUCGUAACAAGUGGCGACAGCACGACGACCGAGCAGAGGACAGAUCCAACUCGAACUUCCGAAACUGGACCAAGAAAGAGCAACACAAACGUGAAAAGAAAGAGCCUAAAGAAAUCAUCAAACCACACUGCGAGCUCUUCCUUACAAAUCUUCCUCCUCACAUGCGAAAUAUUGGCGGUCUUGCUGCGUUUUUCCAUCCUUACGGAGAAGUAGCGCAGAUCCAAGUGAUCGGCGUAAACGACGAAAUCCCCGAGAAUGUGCGCAAGUGGUGUGAUGUCAAGCAGUUGGUGCCCAAGACUCACUCCGCCAUCGUGGAAUUCCUGACAGCCCGCACCGCCAAAUUCGUCGUUGGCGUCCUUCGCAAGCGUCUUGGACAGCUUACUUUCAACGUUGGAUUGAUCAAACCUGGGCUUGGAGAAGAACUUAACUUCCAAAAGAAAACAUAUGGCGAAAUUGUUCAUCAGCCCAGCUCGAAUCUUACCCAACAGUACAUCGUUACAAAGACGGUCAUUUCCGACACUUCUUCCGAUUCUUCAGAAGUCGAGACAAACAAGCCUUACAAGAGAGUCAUAAAGCGAUUGGUGACCGCCAAUCCAGCGCGAAUCGAUCAAGCCUACUGGUCCCAAAGCUCCAGUCAAAUUUCCUCGUCCGAUGUCUCCGCCGUGUCCAGCUCCGAAUCCGACUAUUCCGACGCGCGCGCCGGCUCCCCCAUUUCCGAAUCUGGCUCUUCUUGCUGCAAGAUUCCGGAGGACAAGCCGGUCGACAUGAUUACCAACAAAUUGGCCCUGGUCUAA